GAACUUGCCAAAGAUCCCACGGCCCACAUUAUGGGAGUACUAUAACAAGUACAUUCGUGUUGUAAUUUUUGCAAACGGACAAUAAAGCUGGCUUCCUUCCUUCCCCUCAUUCCUUUUGACCUUUUCCUCAAUUAAUUGUUACAAGAACUAAAGGAAAAAUGGUCAUAUACAGAAUUCACGCGGAAUCCUGAUCCAAAAUUAUCAGCGAACUGUUGAUUCAAUUCAUUGCGUAAGUUACUAACGUUCCCCUACAAAGAGGAAAUAGGGAAGGCAUAUGGAAGUGUUGCAUAAAUUUGAUCGAUUAAACAUGACAACUAGUUUGCAAAUCAAUUCCCAAAAAGAAGUAGCUUUGCAAAUUUCUCCGCAUGGUCUGCAAUUGAGAAGUUCUCAGGCAAUAUUGAGGUAAUCUAAAUCAACAAGCCUGGUUGACAUCGUUUUGGUGAAAGCAUCAAGCCUUAUUUUACACUGAAAAGCCUUAUUAUACAACAUUCUGGUUCUUUUCCCCGCGUUGUGACUUUUAUGCUAUCUAUGGCAUCGUCUGCUGACUCAUGGAUGCGAGAAUUUAAUGAAGCAUCCAAACUUGCGGAUGAAGUCGGUUCUAUGAUUUCUGCAAGGAACUCCUUGCCCUCUUCCGGACCUGAAACACAACGACAUUUAUCUGCAGCUCGGAGAAAAAUCACUAUAUUAAAGACAAGGCUCGAUACUCUCCAGUCCCUUCUUCCAACACUCCCAAGCAAGCAGCCUUUAACCAAAAAGGAGAUGAAGCGUCGUCAUGACAUCCUCGAUAAUAUGAUUACGAAAGCUAAUCAGAUGGCGACCACACUCAACAUGAAUAACCUUGCAAAUAGGGACAGCUUGCUUGGCCCAGAAACUAAGCGACCUGAUGUUAUCAGUCGGGCAACUGGUCUUGACAACCAGGGUCUUGUAGGCUUUCAACGACAAGUUAUUAAAGAGCAGGAUGAGGAUCUUGAUAAAUUGGAGGAGACAGUGACAAGCACAAAACAUGUUGCAUUAGCAAUCAAUGAGGAGCUGAACCUACAUACUGCACUACUGGAUAACUUAGACUACCAUGUUGAUACAACAAACUCCCGGCUUCUGAGGGUGCAAAGGAAAUUAGCAUUUUUGAAUAAACGCACAAAAGGCGGCUGUACAUGGUUGUGCCUUUUGGUCAUAUUUAUCGUUAUUCUAGCCGUUGUCAUUUUCCUAUUGGUAAAGUACUUGUGAUAAUUGAUGAUGGUAAAGUAUCAUCCAAUUCUUCUAUUGUUCAUUGUUGGCUACAAGAGAAGCCCUUUGUUCCAUUCCUUUUGCAACUUCUUCAAUCAACUUCAAAAGUUCUAGCUAUACAAGGACUGCAAAUUUUUCAUCAUUUGUUAUGAAAGCAGGUAUUAUGUAUAUUUUGGGUUUUCCUGUGCUUCCGGGGGAAUCGUACAUGACACAAUAUAGCUUUUAAUUUAAGAAGAAACAAGGCUCCGCCAUGGAUACAAGUGGCGGUUGUAGAGACAAUUCUUAUGAACAUAUUAAAUUUUAUGGUGCAAUGCAUUCUUCAGGCUUAUAGUCAAA
This is a messenger RNA of Nicotiana attenuata, 1560 nucleotides long. RefSeq names its product syntaxin-52-like. Gene Ontology annotation, molecular function: SNARE binding; SNAP receptor activity. The transcript has 9 exons. The record is from RefSeq and is a predicted model, not a curated record. Gene Ontology annotation, cellular component: SNARE complex; endomembrane system. Gene Ontology annotation, biological process: vesicle fusion; intracellular protein transport. The coding region runs from base 520 to 1224 and encodes 234 amino acids. NCBI's taxonomy places the organism in Eukaryota, Viridiplantae, Streptophyta, Magnoliopsida, Solanales, Solanaceae.